Molecule: messenger RNA, 957 nt
Organism: Paramecium tetraurelia
Lineage: Eukaryota; Ciliophora; Oligohymenophorea; Peniculida; Parameciidae
Exons: 4
Source: RefSeq, a predicted model, not a curated record
AUGUCUGAAAAGGAAGCCACAUUAAAAGAUAUAAGCAAAAAGGCCAUUGCAGAUACAGAAAAAUUAGCCACCGUCUAGAGAUUCGGAUUGUUUUCAUCCCCUGUUCCUCUGGGUUUGGGUGAUAAUAGUUACGACAAUAAGCCAAGACCUGCUCGUAAUGAAUAAGGUAAACCAAUCACCUCUCCUCCAAAUAUGAAAGCCACAGCUCCUUAAUCAGGCAAAAUCAAGUCAUCCUACUUCAGCUAACUAGGCUUUACAACCAUUGGCGAUAAAUACAUAGACCCUGAAAGAAAAAUAAGGAUUUAGGAAUUGGAGGAUAAUAAAAAAUAUGCCUCAGAUGAUAAAAAGAAUUUUGUUCCUCCUUCUGGAUACAAAGAGCUCGUUGGAGGUGUGUAUCCUCACUAGAAUGAUUAUGAAAUCCCAAAAGGUCCCAACAAUCAUAAAGGAGGUGAUGGCAGAGUUAAAAUAGGACCAAAGAAUGUCACCACAAAUCCUGCUUCUAAGAAUCUGGGACAUUUCCCAAAACAUGAAAAGGAUGAAUACAAUCGUUAUAGACAAUUUGAAAGGGAAAGGAUCUUUAAAGAAUAAAAAAUGCUCAAAGAUAAAUAACCAUUCAAAAGCACCAUUUACACAACUGAUAAUUUCAGCACUGAUAAGUAGGUCUUUGGAGAGACCAAUUUACCUAAACCAACCUAAGUCAAAGAAUUCAAACCAAAUAUCAUGAAACAUGAGGCUCCUUUUAAACCUUCAAAUCCAACCAAAAGUGGUGAGACUGGAUGUUUAAGCAAAUAUCCUCAAUAUAAGGGAGAUCCUCUCAAACCUACCUAGAGAAUAGACUUUGUCAAAGGAAAAGAUCCAUUCAAACCCAAUCAUUUAAUGGAGAUGGUCAGACCCACUCCUAGCAUUUCAUGUUUUCCUCACAAUCUUAAAAGAGAAUUAAACAAUAGAAUGUUUUGA